Onychostoma macrolepis is the source of this 3800-nucleotide messenger RNA. It is a transcript of the gene ggt5b, whose product is annotated as gamma-glutamyltransferase 5b. Gene Ontology annotation, biological process: leukotriene D4 biosynthetic process; glutathione catabolic process; inflammatory response. Lineage: Eukaryota; Metazoa; Chordata; Actinopteri; Cypriniformes; Cyprinidae. The record is from RefSeq and is a predicted model, not a curated record. Gene Ontology annotation, molecular function: glutathione gamma-glutamate hydrolase; leukotriene-C(4) hydrolase activity. The coding region runs from base 70 to 1731 and encodes 553 amino acids. Gene Ontology annotation, cellular component: plasma membrane. The transcript has 12 exons.
CGACGCUCAAAUAGUCAGUGAGAAGCGCGCGCGUCUCAUUCUACCUGCUGAACGCGCGCUGAUCAAAGCAUGGCCAAAUCUCAGUCGAGACGCUGCUGCUUCUGCAUACUCGCUUUAGUGUGCUGUGUCGUGAUUAUCUGCAUUUGCAUCAUUUUAGCCACCAAACAGAGAUGCGCGUUCACGCACGCUGCUGUAUCUGCGGACUCUUCCAGGUGCUCCGACAUCGGCAGGGACAUGCUGCUUGAGGGGGGCUCAGCGGUGGACGCAGCCAUCGCAGCUCUGCUCUGCACUAGUUUGGUCAACCCACAGAGCAUGGGUUUGGGUGGAGGGGCCAUCUUUACCAUUAUGGACAAAACAGGCAAAGUGAAUAUCAUCAGCUCAAGAGAAACAGUCCCAAAAGGUGUCAAAGGGGAUCUGCUGAAUAAGUGUCCAAAAACCAUUACAUUUGCUACAGGAAGUCACUGGAUAGGUGUUCCAGGAGAACUCCGUGGCUAUGAAAAAGCUCAUCAGUUGUAUGGAAAGCUGCCCUGGGCCAAACUAUUCGAGCCCUCCAUCAAGCUGGCACGAGAGGGCUUCCCCAUGCCAGUCUACCUCGCUUUUUUUUUGCAGCAAGAUUUAAUUAAAAAGCUUAUGAAUGGCACUGAACUCUGUGAACUGUUCUACAAGAGCAAGACAGUUCUUAGCCCAAGGGACACCCUCAGGUUCCCUCAGUUGGCAGAAACCAUGGAAACGAUCUCCAAAGAAGGAGCCGAUGCCUUUUACACUGGAAAAAUCGCGAAGGACUUGAUACAGGAUGUCCAAGAGAGAAAUGGAAUCUUAUCAUUAGAAGAUCUGAGCACUUUUCAGGUCAGAGUCAGUGAUGCAUGGUCAGUCCAACUUGGUGAUUACAAGAUGCACUUCCCUCCUCCACCAGCAGGGGGAGCGAUACUCAGCCUUAUCCUCAAACUAAUGCAUGGAUUCAGGCUUUCUCCAGCCUCUAACCAAGGGGACCAGAAAAUCUUGAAUUUGCAUCGGUUCCUUGAGGUGGUUAAGUUUGCAAACGGACAAAAGCACAACCUCAAAGACCCCUUCUUCGGCUCCAGAGAAAAUAUGGAGCACAUCAAAGAUGAGAAGUUCAUUGAGCACAUCAGGGCUUUGAUCACUGACAGCUCCACGCACAACGCCUCUUACUACAACAUCACGCCGUCAGUCGACCGCUUUGGCACUACGCAUGUUUCAGUGUUGGCGGCAGAUGGCACUGCUGUGUCGGUCACCAGCACCAUCAACCACAUGUUUGGGUCAACUGUUUUCUCUCCUAAAACGGGUAUCAUCCUCAACAACGAGCUAGCUGACUUCUGCGGCCGAGCAGAUUCUGUCACACCAGGCGAGCAGCCUCCCUCCUCCAUGGCUCCUACCAUCCUGCAGUCCCAGGAGAAGACUGUAGUGAUUGGUGGAUCAGGAGGAAGUUUUAUCACCACAGCCAUGGCCCUGUCCAUUAUGAACCAUUUGUGGUUUGGGAUGAACCUUAAAGAAUCUAUUGCUGCUAAAAUAGUAUUUGUGGACUCCAACAACAAUGUUCUAUUUGAACGUGGAUACGACAAUUCUUCUAUCAGUGCAAUGCAAAAGAUAGGACAUAUCGUGAAGAACAGCAAGUUCCCAUUUUUCAAUGUGGUCAACGGCAUCUCGAAAGAAGGACAGUGCAUCAGUGCCGUAUCUGACGACAGGAAGCGCGGCGGGUCAGCGGGAUACUGACCCUGCCUCUGUUUGCGCCGUCAGCUGUUAGAGACUGGUGUGGUGAUUCAUCAGGCCUGAGAGGAAGUGAGGUGGAAACAAAGGGUCAGCGCUCCCUUUCAGCGACGCCUGUUGACACCAUAAAUUCAAAUAUGGGUUGAUUGUGCACAAUGGUGUGCAUUUGUCCGUCCAUGUCCACUUUUGUUGGACUCUAUCAAAUGAGAGUUACAGUAAGAUUUGAGUGCAUGUAAAUAUGUUUUGUAUGUCAGGGAGACAGGGGCUAGUUGUCACACAGAGGAAGGGUUGCAUCUCAAAAACCACACUGGCAUUCACUUAGGAAAGAGUAAACUAUAUAAUGAAGGUAGAUUUGAUCUGAUAGGCUGAACUGUGUUGGUAGUACAUUUUUUUUUACCAUAAAUGUCAGGUUGCACAUGGUAUAGAGUGCUGCAGCGAUGAUGUAUUUUUGUAGGCCAACCCAGAAAGCCUCGACAGAAACCCAAUUUAUCCCGUAUGAUUCUUACACGUUUUGUUCAUCUUCACAAAUAAACUUUUAUGCAUUUUGAAGCCUAAAUACAGUCACCAGAAGAAUAAAGGCACUUGCGUACCGCGUAGUUCUAGGAACUAGCCAACAGGGUCGUUCCUAGAGAAACAAUUUCCCUCUUGGGCUGUUUUUCUAGUUGCAUUCGCACUGGCAAGCAGGAACUCUGAAGCAGAAAAAAAUGCUGCAGACAGGUAAAUGCCGUUAUUGCUGUUUUCCAUGUUCAUGGAGUAAGUAUUUCUACAUAGCUUUUUAAAAACGCUGGGUAACUAGCUGGUGUUUCGUAUGCGUUUGGCCAAUCAGCGUACACUUACAUCACUGGUAGUUCCUACAGAACUGUUUUAGACCCCACUCUGAAGUAGGAGCUAAAUUAGUUCCCCCAAACGGAGGUCCUAGAACUAAAACCGUUCCUAGUUCCUGCAGUGCGAGCAUGUCAAAAAACGGAAACUUCUAUGAAAAGUUUCCUCCAGUGCGAAAGCACCCUAUUAUAGUUAGGCUUUAAUUGAACUACACCAUGGUCACAUGACUUCAACGCCACCGUCAUAAAGCUUCAGAAAACUCUUGUCAGUUUUUAUUUUUUAAAAAACAAAAAUUUUUCCUGAAAGUUUGCAAGAGCAUGAUUAGAAACACAAGGCUGGAAAAUUGGACCAGCAAGUAGAUGAGAUUUCCAGUUCGGUGUGGUGACGUUUAAUGUCCCUGACAAUGUCUGUAGUCCCAUUUAGCCACUUAAGUGAUGUAUUUUAUGUCGUAGAAUAAAACGUGAAAAUAUCUUGAGUUUGUGUUCACCACAGGCCUUAUUUCUGGUGUAUAACCAGAAGCUCAUUAAAAAGAACAUUGACAGUGAAAAUUAAGGACAAUGAAAAUGCUAAAUCGUUUCCAGGCACUUUGGUCUACAAAAAUACACCAUCCCAGCAGCACUCUACCUGUUUUUUUGUUAGUUUUUUUUAAUAAGCUGUAUUUUUUUUUCCUGGCCAGUAAUUAUGGAAAUGUCAAGUAACUUUUUUUGUAGCCAAAUCUUUUGGCUAUGUGCAAAAACUGUCAUCACAGAUUAUGUACAAAGAAGCACUUAACAUCAUCCAGCACUAUUUCAUGAGAGCUAAUAGCGAUUAACUUGAGGUCAAUGUUUCUAAAUGCAUCUUACUGAAUCUUACUGUAAAUGUUGGGAAAAACUGUUUUAUAAAAAAAUCAAAAUGUGAAUAUCAACAAACUGAAUGAGAUACUGCAAUUACGAAAUUAUUUUAGCAAUUAUAGUUUUAUUACUUGUGAAUAAUAUGUUAUAGUUUUCAUAUGCACUUUUUAUAUUUUCCAUAAUGAUGUUUUGAUAAACAGCGUCAUAUGUUGGUUGAACUUCGAUCAUGAAUAUUUUCUACUUUUCUACUAUUUUUAUAUUGUUUACUGGGGCUGUUCAGACAUUGAAAUUUAUGUAUAUUCAGCAUGUCCCAUGAUGCACCAGAGGACUUCAGAAUAUGACAUAUUAACGGAAUCGCAUUUAAGUGCAUUUCGAAUCUUUUUGUUUCAAACAUCACAAUAAAUCCUUUCUAAUGUCUUUAAA